AUGGGCGUCAAAAAAGGAAGAGUUACGCCCAAUUCGUGUGGUGGAUCUUCGAGUUCAAGCACCGCGUUUUUCCAAAGCCCCGAAAAAUUCCAAGACGUAUGCGCUUACAAGGUCAACAUCAGAAAAAACAUUUGCCAGAUAAGAAUCGAUUUUGAGAAAUUUUCACUCGGCCAACCGACCAAACUGACGACAGAAUCAGCGUACACGUGUGAACGUGACCAGUUUACAUUAAUUACGAACGGCAACACCAAAAUAAACGUGCCGGUUUUAUGCGGUGAAAAUUCUGGUCAACACGUGUAUGUACCGGUGAACCAGCAACAGUCGGAAUCAAGAAGCAAAAACAACAACAACAACAACAACAAGCAACAGGUGACUUUAAAAUUCCGGUUGACCRCCAGGGAUGAAAACUACACUGAACAGGAACCAUUAUGGAAAUUAAAAAUUACGCAAUUGGAAUGCCAAACGACAUCGACCAACUGGUGGAAGAUCAAAGACAUAGCACGCCAAGUCUGGGACUGGGAAGAUGAGGAUAGAGACGCCUCGAAAUCCAAGUACAGUCUAGCACCAGAAGGUUGUUUGCAAUACUUCACUGACAAACGUGGUUCGUUCGAAAGCUUUAACUACAACAGAGGGACGGGGCACUAUUUGGGCAAUUUAAAUUACGCGACUUGCUUCAAAAGGAACCAAGACAAUUGUGGAAUCAAAUAUGAAGCAGUGAAAUUCCAAAUGGCGUACAACCAGAAGCUGACCGGUUCUACAGACCGAGACUGCGACACUACUCAGUCGUCAACGAAACUCCAAGGUCUAACGAAACCUGAAGAUCUAUCAAAGCCCGAAAACCCAAAGACGCCCGAAGAUCUAACAAAGCCCGAAGACCCAACGAAGCCCGAAGAUCCAUCAAAGCCCAAAGAUCCUACGAAGCCCAAAGACCCAGUGAAGCCCGAAGAUCCAGCGAAACCCGAAGAUCCAGCGAAACCCAAAGAUCCAGCGAAACCCGAAGAUCCAGCGAAACCCAAAGAUCCAGCGAAACCAGAAGAUCCAGCGAAACCCAAAGAUCCAGCAAAACCCAAAGAUCCAGCGAAACCCAAAGAUCCAAUAGAGCCCAAAAUUCUAACGGAACUCGAAGAUUCAGUGAGUGGACGUAGCAAGGGAAAAUCGUCCGAACGUGGCGUGCACAACGACUACUUGCUCAUACCGGACGGCGUUUAUUCGGACUCCAAAUUUGCGUCGAAAUAUUGUGGCAAGUCGCUGGAAGACUUCGAUGACAGCACAGUCAAUACUCAAGGGCCUCUCUAUGUUGCCUUUGUAAGCGACGAUUACUCAAAUCCUAAGGAAGAUGUGGAAAAGGGGUACAAGAUCGAAUAUUCAUUAACAAACACUGGGUGUUAAAUACAUUAUACAAUCAUAAUUCUAUUCAUUUUAAACACUAACAAAAGCAUUUUAUUAUGCAAUUUUAUUUAUUAAUUUAUUAUAAAUUAUAGUAUACUUAUUUAUUU
Molecule: messenger RNA, 1496 nt
Organism: Diuraphis noxia (Russian wheat aphid)
Lineage: Eukaryota; Metazoa; Arthropoda; Insecta; Hemiptera; Aphididae
Source: RefSeq, a predicted model, not a curated record